CACCAUCCGCUGCUGGGAGAACGUACACAGUCUCUCUCAACCCCCCAGAAGAUGAACCCAACCCUGGUUUUGCUGCUGCUCUGCCAGCUUGCCUUGUAUACGUCAGUGACAUCCAAGAAAGUAUGUGGCCGCCCGCCCGUGACCGACGGUAUAGAUACGCUGGGCCUAAAGCGUGUGUAUGAGAUUGGAGAAGAGGUGACCCUGGCGUGUGAGCGUGGAUACAUACCUGGGAAAGCCAGAACAGCCAGGAUCACCUGCUCUGCCUCGGGAGAGUGGACCAAACUGGACCUUGUGUGUUCUCCAAAGAUGUGCCCUCUCCCCAAGCCUAUGCAAAAGCCAGGGAUGAUUGACGUGCCAUUCAAGAGUGUACUCAACUACACCUGUGAUGACGGGUACGUCAUGAUAGGAGCCAAUGAGAGCGUGUGUUUACACGACGGUACCCUCAGUGCACCACCACCAAUGUGUAAAGCUGUGAGUUGUGCUCUGCCUCAAGCACCUAAGCAUGGUAAAAUUGUCUAUGACAAGAAGUUCACCGGCAGUGAAACCCGGUACGGACAGAGUUGGACAUAUGAGUGUUUGCCGCCAAGAGCUCCCAUUGGCAACGAGAGAGGAUCGUGCCUGGCCAGUGGAAACGUGACUGAGCCACCAGUAUGCGAGGAGGUGAGUUGCUCCAUCCCACCAACGAUAGACCACGGCUUCAUCACCUUUGCUGUGAUGAGGGAGGCUGGCUACAAGGAGAAGGUCAAGUACCAGUGCCAGGAACACUACGUUCUGGACGGCUCUGAGGAAAUACAGUGUCAGAAUACAGGCAACUGGUCCACUUUGCCCGUUUGUAGAGCCCCCUGUAAAGUUAACAUCAACAGAGGUCGCAUCUUCUACAACGCCAAGAAGAUCUGGAUUGGGGAUUUGAAACCCAAUAGAGUCCUUCACGGGGAGCCUGUUGUGUUCUACUGUCUGAACAAGGAGCUGAAGUGUGGCAUUCCAGUAGCAAGUCAAUGCAACGACGGCACACUCAAUACCCCAGAAUGCUUUAAAGAACCAGGCAAGAUGGAGUACACCCUCAAGCCCAAAUCACUUCCAUCUGAGAUUGCGAUGUGUCCUGCUGACCUAACAAAAUAAACACAAUACGAAGAGGAAAGAUAGGGCAAAUAAAUUACAAAUAAAUGUGACUUUGUGUCCAAAUAA
This is a messenger RNA of Coregonus clupeaformis (lake whitefish), 1185 nucleotides long. Its product is annotated as beta-2-glycoprotein 1-like. The transcript has 8 exons. The coding region runs from base 52 to 1119 and encodes 355 amino acids. The record is from RefSeq and is a predicted model, not a curated record. Lineage: Eukaryota; Metazoa; Chordata; Actinopteri; Salmoniformes; Salmonidae.